Neospora caninum is the source of this 471-nucleotide messenger RNA. Its product is annotated as putative 40S ribosomal protein S18. Gene Ontology annotation, biological process: translation. The coding region runs from base 1 to 471 and encodes 156 amino acids. Gene Ontology annotation, cellular component: cytosol; small ribosomal subunit; ribosome. The transcript is spliced from 2 exons. Gene Ontology annotation, molecular function: RNA binding; structural constituent of ribosome. NCBI's taxonomy places the organism in Eukaryota, Apicomplexa, Conoidasida, Eucoccidiorida, Sarcocystidae. The record is from RefSeq and is a predicted model, not a curated record.
AUGUCGAUCCAAGUCUCCAACAACCAGGACUUUCAGCACAUUCUCCGUAUCCUCAACACCAACGUUGAUGGACGCGAGAAGGUCGUCAUUGCGCUCACCGCCAUCCGCGGCAUCGGGCGCCGUGUGUCGAACUUGAUCUGCAAGAAGGCAGACAUCGACACCAACAAGAGAGCGGGCGAGUUGACGGCCGACGAAAUCAGCAAGGUAGUGGCUAUCGCCUCGACCCCGCAACAGUUUAAGAUUCCCACGUGGUUCCUCAACAGACAGAAGGAUGUGAGAGACGGCAAGCACAAGCACGUCGUGGCGAACGGUUUGGACACCGUGUGGAGAGAGGAUCUGGAGCGCCUGAAGAAGAUGAGGCUUCACAGAGGUUUGCGUCACUACUGGGGACUCAAGGUCCGUGGUCAGCACACCAAGACGACUGGCCGCCACGGACGCACCGUCGGUGUCGCGAAGAAGAAGGGUUGCUAA